Molecule: messenger RNA, 1271 nt
Organism: Drosophila biarmipes
Lineage: Eukaryota; Metazoa; Arthropoda; Insecta; Diptera; Drosophilidae
Product: phenoloxidase-activating factor 2
Exons: 2
Coding region: 74-1126 (350 amino acids)
Biological process (GO): proteolysis
Molecular function (GO): serine-type endopeptidase activity
Source: RefSeq, a predicted model, not a curated record
GUUCUUAUCUCUAGAGCGGGAUGAAUACUUAUGUACUAACACGGUCAUUUGAAAAUCUGUUGUGGAGAGAACGAUGCCACGAAUGCUUUCAGUUCUAGCUGUGCUUUGGAGUUGCAUCUUUUUUAGCGAUGCUCACAUAUGUGCAAGUUCCCAUCAGUGUGUUCCCAGGGAAAAUUGUCGACGGGAGGAGCCCAUUUUUGAUCUAAGUUCCACCAUCAAUUGCAGCGACUUGGAAGUCUGCUGUAAAAAGUCUAAUGUGAUUGACAAAAAGCGCAGUACUCCGUCACUUCCACCGGGAUCCCUUUGUGGCAUGACUAAUCCCAAUGGCCUAGAUGAAAACCGACAGGUGGAUGGAAACCAGGCCAGACCAGGUCAAUUUCCUUGGGCGAUGGCCUUGUUCUCCAAGGGCCAGUAUUUCGGAGGAGGGUCUCUGAUUACCCCAGGACUAGUACUAACAGCAGCCCACAUUCUGGUGCAUAAGUCCAGUGCUCACAUUAAGGUCAGAGCAGGCGAAUGGGACUUGUCGUCGUCCAGUGAGCUACCUUAUCCUCCCGAGGAGCGUCAAGUGACCAAAAUCAUUAUACAUGAGGGGUUUCAAUUCAUGACCGGCGCCAACAACUUGGCUCUCCUCUUUUUGGAUUCACCAUUCCAGAUCAAGCCCCAUAUUCAGACCAUAUGUUUACCAACUUCGGGUGAGACCUUCGCAGGAAGGCGCUGCUUGGUUGCCGGUUGGGGACAAAGAUCAUUUGGCGAUGACAAACUUUUGCCCAUACAACAGCAAGUCGAACUGCCCAUAGUGGAUGGCUCAAGGUGUCAGGAUCAACUGAGGCGGACUAGGAUGGGCUGGAACUAUACAUUGCCCGACAGCCUAAUUUGCGCCGGCGGAGAGUGGGGCCGCGAUGUGUGCUCCCAAAGCGGAGGUUCCGCCCUUUUCUGCGCCCUCGAGAACGACCCCAAUCGAUAUGAACAGUCUGGCAUCGUCAACUGGGGCAUCAAGUGUGGUCAGGAAAAUGUUCCAGGCACCUACACACAUGUUUCCAAGUUCAAGGAGUGGAUUGAUCCGCACUGGCAGCAAGUGCUCAGCGUGCCGGGGGAUUUAGUUGCCUCCAUGCGCGGUAGUCUUUGAGCAAAAGGCCCGAAAUUUCAAAACUCAAGAUGUUUUUCCAAAACCUUUAGCAGUAAACCUCUGAAUAAAAAAAUUGUAUAUAAUUAGUUUUUGGCUUGGGUAUUUUUUAUUAAACAAAAAAAUAUAAAUUUUAUAUUUUAUUUGA